AUGGAGGAGAAACUGAACCUGUACUUCUACCCGCUGCAGAGACUCAAGGUGUAUGAGGAGCCAAACAAGAUAGAGGUGGCGUUGACCCCCCUUAAGGAAAGGGAGCGAAAAAAGGACGAGGGGAUAGAAUCCUUAAAUUGUCGACCCGUGGAAAACCCACACAUGGUAUACGACCCGUUAAAUUCAAACAUACUGAAUGAAAUAAAAAAUUUUUACGCGAACGAUAAGGUGUAUCAGGUGGUGGGUUCGAACGAUGGAGUGAAGGGGCCCCAGGCGAAGGGAAGUCCGUUGGAGGGGGAGGAGGAAGAAAAUGAUCAAGUUGACAUGGAAAUUGACAACGAAGAAGGUGACGAUGCAGACGAUUGCUACUACACAGAUGAGGGGGAUGCCAAUCCGGAUGAAGAACAUGGAGAGGCUCCUCCAACUGGCACAGCUUUAAAGAAGAACCCACUUGGCGAUCAAACCAUGUCCAACAAAAGGGACAAAUCGAAUAAGAAGCAGAUGCACCGUUGCAGCGGAAGGGAGGGGAACAGCCAAAAAAUGAGCGAUAGAAAAAGGGCAAUGAAAAGUUGCAUCGACUUUUUGCAUAACUCACGCAAUUAUGAAAGGGAAAUACGACGAGACUACACCAGAGUGCGGGCAUCGCUAGACGUGGUUAACACUUUGGCCACUUUCUACAUCGACAAGAGCAUGCAGCUAGACAGCAGGUAUGCAUAUGACCUACGUUUCAAUGUGAAGUGCCCCGUUUUGGUCAUGCCCGGUGGGUUCUACAACAAUGAAGUAAAACUGAUGGAGACUCAAAUUGGGGAAUGCAUUUAUGACGAUUCUGGUGGAAAAGGAGAAAGCGGUUUUUCGGGAGAUUACCUCCCCGUGAAUUUCAAAUUCUGCUUCGACAACGAAGUCACCAUCGUGCCGACGAAUCUAUCCACGGGGAAUUAUGACGCGAACGAAAGGGGACUCCUUCCAACCUACUACAGGUAUGAGGAGAAAGUUAAGCUCGCCAAGGAGUACAACAGAAAACGAUCCUAUAGAAACGCAUACAAGCUUGAAAACAAUCACCUCCUCUACAAGCUGGACAGAAGCUUCACUGAACAGAAUCAAAAAGAAUCCAUUUCUGUUAGCAAAUAUUUGAAAAUAAAGGAAAUAAAAACGGACACGAAUAAUAUUAAUGAAACGGUUGUCUAUGCCAGGAAUGACGUUGGGUUGAUUAUCUUCCAGGUGAAGUACGCUCCAAGGGGGGACUUCCAAUGGGAUGAUCCCCUCUGGAGGGAAGGUGGGGAGGAAGACACAACAUACGACAAGGGCGCUUCUCAUGAUUCGCUAGAGGAGGCGUUCCCCGUUUUAGAUUACAGAAUAAAAAUAGCCAAAGACAUUCUCCUAUUUGACAGGCUGAUGCAAAUCUGUCCGAGCACGUGGACUUACGGGAGGUGCACACUGUUAGGCAAUUACAACAGUUUAUAUUCGUACGACUUAGAAACGAACCUAAUAGAAAUAGUAGAACUGAAGCAGAGAUUGUUGGGGUACUUUAAAAAGUACGAUACUGCUCUGUGUUUGUGUUACCUCCAAGAUGACAACACCCUCCUACUGGGAUGCCGUGCCUUGUAUAUAUAUGACAAGAGGGAAAAAUAUCUCUCCAAAUUUGCCACAAACCUUAGUGGCGUUAAGAGGAUAACGAAGAAGGCAGUCAGGUUAGAUGCACGUGAACACUUCCCAACGGGUGUGCCACAAGAUGUUAAGACAAAUCAGGAAAAUAUAUUUUAUGAGGAUAAGAAUAAAUCCCAUUUUAAUAGAGGCUACACAGCAGUUGCCACGAACCCACACUUCUCCUUCAUCGUUGCAUCUGUCAAUUCAUCUUUUAACGUGAUAGAAGUAUGGGAUCUAAGGAAUCAAUAUGAACCCGUUUUUAUCUUCCCACUUAAUAUAUCGGAAUUUACCGAGUCCCAUUUUAGACACAUCGAAUGGUUCUGCAUAACACCCUCUGGGCAGGACAAAUACGAGCAGAGGAUGACCUACAAUUUAGUUACCUUCUCCUAUUAUGAACAUAUGGUCUACGUGAGGAGAAUCCUAAUUCGUGACGAUUUUACUAGUUACAAGGAUUUAGGCAUGCAGGCGUAUACAAAUGAAUCCUUCCGUUUUGCCUAUAACUACACGUUUAAGGGGGAACCUUCUCGACGGGAGGAUGACCAGGGGUACCUCCCCACUGCCACAUACACUGAACCGGUUGACGCAGUUACAGUUCCUUCUUCCCUAGGUCAGGUGAAAAGGGAACAUGAUUCGAAUUUGGAUAGAUUCUACCCCCAAGAGGGGAAUUCUCCCCCCAAUGUGAGAACCAACAAUCUGACCGGUUACAGUGCCAAUGAUCCCGUGGGCGAUCCACUUAACGAUGACGGUGAGAAAAGUGCCUCCUCCACGAAGGAAGAAGAUCUCCUGGCAAACCAAAUGCACCUUCGGGAAGACAUAUCCUACAAUCAUCUAUUUAGUUACAAACCAGUGAAGAUGCAUGUGGAGGAGUCCCUCCUGGUAGACACAGCCAAGUUCACCCCAAUGCAGAAAAACAAAACGGAGUCCAUUAGACUCAUUUCCGACCGCUCCAAGUACAAUUCGAUCAACACCAAUAUGUAUAAUUUAUUUUUCGGCAUAUACGGAAUGAAGUUCGUGCAGUUAUGUGUGCCAGUUUUGUAUUGCGCAAGGGAAGCUAGGCUACCUACUCCUAGGAGCAACUCCCCCAACCAAUGCAAUGGUAACCGAUCACCUGAGCAUUACCUGGAGGAGCGCUUCUACUUUGACGGGAAGAACACACAAACGUGGAAAUAUUUUGUGAAGAAAAAGAACCCACAAAAAAGGGGAUCCUCCGUAAGGAGACAAGAAAUAGUGGGAAUCAAAUUUGACUAUGUCCAAUUUAUUUUUCACACGAAUUCUAGUGGGCAACUAUUCUGUACUCCAGUCAACUUGUGCGUGAAGAAUUUGCCUCAAGAGCAGGCCAAGGGAUGGAUCCCCAUAAAUAGGUCCUAUGUGGUGAGUACCUACCGGAAUGAAGGUAUACCUGCUAUGCUUAGCAAGUUCGCUGACCUGGUGCAGAAUAAACAGCAUGGUGAAGAGACGAAUCAACGGGGUGUAACGAAGGAACAACACGAUGAAGCAACACCGAGAGAGGACCACCCGAAACAGUUAGCGGACACGUCACCAAGUCCAAACAUCUACAGUAACGAACUGGAGGACGAAUUUAACUUUUUCAAUUUAAACCAUUUUGAAGGGCUCAUGUCAAACGGGGUCGAUGACGUAGAAAGGGAUACACAUACCAUUCAUAUAGAGGAAAAAAAAAAAAGUAAACCCAUGGAUGGAGAACAGCACGAAAAAGCCACCCCCCCCAUGUCCAAUCCGGAGGCCGCACAACCAAUUAACUUCCUACACCUGAAUAAGGACAACUACGAUAUGUUAAAGCACACACCGUUUAAGUUUUCCAAUGUAACACAUGAAUUUCUGAUCCACCUGUUUAAGCUAUUGUGUCGAGACAAAAUUCUUGUCUUGCAGAAUAACACAAACGUCAUAAAAAUAGGUAGCCUGAAGAAAGGGUUCCAAUUAAGUAGAACGCUUGCCUUAAAAAUUAAGACGUUCCUUCAGAGGGAGCUCUCUUCUCCUAACUCGCCAUCCGCUAUUGGUGUUGAAGAAUUGUCCGACCAUGUGAAUUACAAAACGGGGGAAACAAAGAGUUUGUCGGAGGGGAAACAAUCUUCCUUCUGUGACUCCUUCAGGGUGCCUCCCUUAGCCGCAGAUGCGCUUUCCACGCAGGACCGGCAUAGUAGUAGAUUCUCCCAUUUAGGCCCCGCCCCUGCUAACGGCAACAAAGAGGAAGCACCUAAUGGAGAGAAAAAAAUGACCAAUCAGGAUGCUUCUUCGGAGGAAGCUGGGGAAGGAUCUCCCAACGUGCUUGGACAAUCGACCCAAAAAAUUCCUCCAAUCCUUACGCCCACCGGGGAGGAAGAGGAUUUACCUGCAGGGGAAAGGGGAAAAAGGAAGAAAAACUCUACGCAGGAUAUUACGCAGGAUGUUACGCAGGAUAUUGCGCAAACUGUCAUACAAAAAGGCACCACCGAAAAAGGCAACACCCACAGUUGCACCACUGGAAAGACCUCCAAGCGAGCGCCAAAACUGUCCGAUUUGAUCAUCGAGCGGAUGCAGGAGUGGACACGAUGCGGCAAACCCAAGAAGGGAAAAAGCAACAGCCGUCCUACCACCAAUGGUACCACCAGGAAAAAGGGAAAAAAAAAAGAAAAAAAAGCAACUACCUCCCAGUGCCGUAACAGCGAGACCCUCUGCUCCAAGCACAACGUUUAUGAACUCUUCGCAAAAUAUAAUGUAAGGGCCCAAUUUAAGCACGACGUCAUUCAGACGAAUCUUGACCCCCAUUGCAGCUACGUUAAUGUGAAUUACCUGAACAAGACCUUCUUCCGGGAAAAGAAAUAUGCCUUCUGCACUUUUCAUUUUAAUAAAUUUUUUUAUGUGCAAACAAUGGCCGAUUUGAAAUUGUCUGCGUAUGGACUGACUGACCAGAUGAGGAACCAAUUUGUACGGGACAGCUGUCCGUAUGUGACGUACUCGCCGAAUUUUCAGCCCAGUCGGAUCCUCCAGGGGGGGUCCUCCGGCGGAGGUGGCAGCAUCGGUGAUGUGCGCGAAAUAUCUAACCACAAUGAGAAACUCUUCUACGAACAGAGCGCCUUUAAUUUUAAGGCAUUGCUUCUAAACCUGCUAGGCAAGAAUGAAAGCGCCGCAACGGCUAACAGGGGAAUGAUCACGCAUGAACCUGGUGAUGUGAAGGAAAAAUGUCCAAGCAGCAAACGUAGUGACCACGUAGAAGAAGAGGAAGCACCCCCCAUGGAAGUGAACCAGGAUUACGCCGAAUUCGGUCAGAUCACCAACUUCCUCUCCCCAAAUGAGGGUUACACAUUUGACGCGAUGGAAAAUUUAAACAACCACGUAGAGGCAGAUAACGUCUCUCAACAGAGCGAACCUCAAAUCAGUGGAAGCGAUGUGAACCCCUUUGGUAAUUUUGUGCAGAAUGGGGGAGAAGAAGAAAUUGGUGACUUCUACAAGGCCCCCCAAGAAGCUCAACGGGAUGUGAAAGAAGCAGAAUUGGAGGAAGUGUCCAAACGGAGAUACCCCCUGUCAGUCCUAAGAAAUGCACACAACAUGAAGGAGCUGCUCUGCCUGUACAACCAGGGAGGACUGCAGCACAUACUAGAUACAAUGAGAAGAGCAAAGUUGGGAAAAAAAAAGAAGGGAAAAAAGAAAAAAAAAAAAAAAGAAAAGCGGUUAAAGAAACUCUGCGAGGGUGUCUCCAAAGAGUUGAACAAAUGUGUGUCUGUAAAAAACUUCCUCUUUUACGACGCGCCCAUUUGUUUCUGCCUGUAUGGAAAUGACCCGAAUAAUAAAAGGCAAUACAACACCUACAUUAAUUCAUAUACGUUCCUUUUUGACGUGGUCCGCUUUUUCGGAAACAACGCUGCGGUUGGGAAUGAAAUUGGACGACUUUACCUGCAUGGUCGUAUGCCAUCUUUAUGUGAAAAGGAAAGUGAUGAAAUGGCAGUCCAUUGCUUAAGUGAAGAAGGCGAUCAGAAUGGGCAAAAUUUACUUAAAAGACAAUCAUCUCCCCAAGUUGGUGGAACAGCAGAUGGAGACCCCUUGUGGGAGUAUGAUCCCUUCGAGCGACUGAGACGUGCCAAUCGUAUUAACCAUUUGGGCAAUAGGGAGGGACUCCCCAAUUAUGACCACCUGUUGCACAAAUUCAAAAGGGAUGGACUACUCUUAAUAAGCAAAGACAUCACAUACGAAACAUUCCAACACAUGCUGCAGAAUGAGUACUACAUUCCCGUGCCGAAAUAUAUGAAGAACGACAUAAAAAUGAAGGAAGAGAAUUUCCAGUGCACACCAGUCAGCUGUUUUAAAAAUCAUGUCAUUGGAUUUUACAACAAAAAAUUAUCGGAUGUGUACAAUUCCAUCGACUUUCGUGAUUUAAAAAAUUUCGACAUGCACCAGUAUGUCUACCACGAAUAUUUUAACCUUUCGGGAAUUCAAACAGGCACCACUGGAAGUGCCACUCUAAAUAAGUACAUAGACCAUGGGGAAGGGAAGUAUAGCAAUUCCGCUGCCAAGAGUGGUUUUAAGGGCGGAUACAAAAUGGAUUGCUCCCUUCUGAACAAGCUGUAUAGGUUGUGGCCUAGUGAGUCCCACGGCUGCGAAUCCAGGGAGGAUUACUUGGAAAUGAUGAAGACGCUUGAAAACAGGAAAAAGGCUAUCUUUCACAAGUAG
Messenger RNA from Plasmodium coatneyi, 6306 nucleotides. RefSeq lists its product as uncharacterized. The record is from RefSeq and is a predicted model, not a curated record. Gene Ontology annotation, molecular function: protein binding. Bases 1 to 6306 code for a protein of 2101 amino acids. The transcript has 2 exons. NCBI's taxonomy places the organism in Eukaryota, Apicomplexa, Aconoidasida, Haemosporida, Plasmodiidae.